AUGUUCGCGCAAAAGUUUGUGAUUUUGAGUUUGGCGGUGGUGGUGUGUCUGGCGCAACAGCAACAACAAUGUGAGUUUUGAAAAAAAUGCAUUUUCUGGUAGGAAAGUUUUGGGUUUGUAGUUAGAAAAAAACUUUUUUAACAACCAGAAAUGUUUUUGGUGAAAAUGAAGCGCUGAUUAAUGCUUCACCAAUAAAUAUUUGUCAAUAGAAAACCAUGUUUUCUAGAUUUUUCAAACUAUUUCCAUAUCAGAUUUUUCCUGAAAAUUUGGAAUUUCUAGUAAUCAUUUCAAACUUUUAUAUUUUCCAGAUAACCAAAACCAAUACUCAAAUCAAGGAAGUUCGACACUCCAAUAUAACAACGGUGUAACAUCUCAACCAAUUCAAUACGACAAUUCAAACCAGCAAUAUAAUUCCGAUUCAACUCAACAAUACAAUAAUAAUAAUAAUCAAUAUAAUUCUAACUCUAACGUCCAAGGUUAUUCAACAAAUGGAUAUUCCAACUCAAAUCAACAAUAUUCCUCAAACCAAGCUUCAAACUCCAACACGAACACCUCUGUAUCUAUUAUGAAUUAUUCAUUCAAUAAUGGAAAUUGUCAAUAUAACAACGGACAAAUUACUGAAAAUGGUCAAACUCGUCAAGCGACACAAGACGAACUCAAUCAAAUUCAGCAAUACAAAACAAAUGUUGAUCAAUACAUGAGUCAAGUUAACACUUAUGUUGGAUCCUGGAUCAAUUCAGUAUUCCAAACAUUGCCAACCAACAACGGAUCUUUCCCAAAUAUUCCAACCAUGCCAACAAUGCCAUCUGUAAGUUUGAUAUUUAUUGAAUUAUAAAUAUUAUUUAAUUUUUCAGCCACCAUGCUUGUGCAGCGCUCAGAACUGCGGAAAUACCACUGACACUACAGCUGCCGGAACUUCCCCACAACGUGAUUUUUAUGGUAAUCAGAUGUCAAACAAUCAACAAUAUCAAUCGAAUGGAAAUUCACAACAAUACCAAAAUUCUAAUCAAUACGGAAACUCGCAACAAUACCAAAACUCGAACUCGAAUCAGUAUCAGAACCAAAAUCAAAACCAAAACCAAUAUGGAAACUCACAACAAUACCAGAACUCAAAUUCCAAUCAAAACCAGAAUCAAUACAAUCAAUAUCAAACUUCAAAUGGAAAUGCUCAAUAUCAAAGCUCAAACGGAAAUCAAUACCAAACUUCCAACCAAAAUCAGAACCAAAAUCAACAAUACCAACAAUCAAAUCAAAAUGGAAACACUCAAUAUUAUUCCACAGGAAGUGCGAUCUAUCAAACUUCAUCUAGCCAACCUUCAAAUUCUCAAUCACAAUCUUCAAAUUAUUAUGGAAGAAGAAAGUGA
Molecule: messenger RNA, 1364 nt
Organism: Caenorhabditis angaria
Lineage: Eukaryota; Metazoa; Nematoda; Chromadorea; Rhabditida; Rhabditidae
Source: the annotation of a GenBank genome assembly